AUGACUGAUGCAAAACCAGUAAGUACUCCUAUUGAUAAAAGUACGAAGAUGGUCAAGGCCAUGUCACCAAGCAGCAAAAGGAAGAUAGAGGAAAUUCAAGAAAUUCCAUAUCGAAAUCCCAUUGGUAGUUUGAUGUAUGCAAGCAUUGGGACACGACCUGACAUCACACAUGCAGUGAGUCGGGCAAGCCAAUUUGCAAAUAAUCCUGGGAGACAACACCGGAUUGAUGUAAAGCGAAUACUAAGGUACCUUAAAGGUGCAAGUUCACUAAAGCUGAUAUUUACAAGAUCAUCAGAUACCAGCUUAAAAUUAUUCUGUGAUGCCGACUGGGGAUCAGAUGAGGAUGAUAGACAUUCUUACACUGGAUACCUGUUUGCACUAGCAGGUACAGCCGUAAACUGGGCAAGUAGGAAUUAA
Pseudophryne corroboree (corroboree frog) is the source of this 417-nucleotide messenger RNA. RefSeq lists its product as uncharacterized. The record is from RefSeq and is a predicted model, not a curated record. Lineage: Eukaryota; Metazoa; Chordata; Amphibia; Anura; Myobatrachidae. Bases 1 to 417 code for a protein of 138 amino acids. The transcript has a single exon.